This is a messenger RNA of Xiphias gladius (swordfish), 3508 nucleotides long. Its product is annotated as protein FAM83A-like. Gene Ontology annotation, biological process: epidermal growth factor receptor signaling pathway. The record is from RefSeq and is a predicted model, not a curated record. Bases 980 to 3100 code for a protein of 706 amino acids. The transcript has 6 exons. NCBI's taxonomy places the organism in Eukaryota, Metazoa, Chordata, Actinopteri, Istiophoriformes, Xiphiidae.
GGCAGUAAUUGAUUUGUAAUGCAGCUCUUUAAACUAUUUUGCCAUCCAUUUUACCAGAUUCAUAUAUAAUGAAAAUGGUAAUUUACAUGUGUGUAUGCUGCAAAUUAGUUGUUUUAUUUUUUAAUGAAUGGGCCUUUGCAUUCUCCUACUUACAGAAGGCACAGGCUUUAUAAUUUAGAUCAGGGGAAUCAUGUUUCGAUCGGACACAGCAGCCAAGUUGUUUUAUGAAAAGACAGACAGCAAAAGAAAGAUGGGAUUCUACAAAGGAUCAUCAGUUAUUAGUUAUAUUAGGGUAAUGAGGCCCUUUGUGUUUCUGCUCCCCACUGCUUUCUGUGGGUGUGCCUGGAACUCUGUCUUUGUUUUUGGUCUUGUUUGCAUCCAGGUGUUGUUUGACAUGAGCUGAAGAGACAGCCAUCCCCAUUCCUGUCACUCAUUCUUCUCUAUCCCUCCACCCAUCUUUUAUCUGUGCUCACCUGCUCUAAAUCACUGCAUGUCAGGUCCUGGAAGGGAAACUCCAAAAUGUGUUGUUGUUGACCUGGUUAAACAGCAAACAGAAACACACACUUGGUGCCUCAUGGAAAUAUUGGGAUAUGCGGUGAAGCCAAAUUUCACUGAAUUAUCUAUCCUCUCUGACAUGAUGUCAUGCACUUACUGAUGAAUGAAUAUUAUUAUUUUCCAUACACAGACAUACUUCCCUGUGUAUUCUUCUGGAAGGGCACAUCAGCAUCUAAUAACAUGACUUACGCCCUCAGUCUUUACCUGUCACCUCUCGUUACUUGUGAAACCAUGGUGCCCUGAGCGGGGGUGUGUUUUCCUUUAUUUACCUCGUUUGUCUGUCUCAACCAGUAGUUCCUUCUCAGAUGUCGGAGAUAUGCAGGUAACCAUCUCCUUUGGGCUCUGAGGAUCAUGCACAGUUGCGACAUCAGUCUCUUUGUGGUGAUAAGUGGGGGGCACUCAAUUUUGAACCCAGGUUACGGCCAUGGAUGCCAGCAGUGUGUCCUUGCUGUGGCACAGGAGGUCCAAAUCUCUGGGAAAGCUGAGGCGACGGGUUCAGGACCUCCGCAUCCCUUCCUCCUAUUACUCUGACUUUACAGCCGUCAGACCCAUGUUGGACCUGAGCCACAACGAGAGUGCUCGGCUGGCGGUGGACUGCCUGCUCAGCCGAGGCUUAGAGGGAUACCACGAGGUGUUGGACGCAGAGGGAGAAGUGGACUUUCUGUCAGACCUUGAAAAGAAUUACAUCCUGGAAAACGAAAGAGACGGCAACACAGCUGAUCCUGGUGAAUCUGAUGAUGAUCAUCACAAAGAGUUCGAGAGCUUGUCAGCUGGCUCCCAGUGUGCCACACAAUGCCCUGCAGUGUCCACAGAAAGCGAUCCUACUGUGGAAGGUUUAGGCCAGAGCAAUGUAAAAGAUGUGAAGUGGACUGAUCCUGUCCCGGAUGAGCCCAGUGUUAGGGUUUAUUUCCAGUCUGAUAGCAGGGCAGCUGGCAUGAAAGAUCUGGUCAGAGAGUUCAUCAGAAAGGCUAAAAUGGCCCUGGCCAUAGUGAUGGACAGCUUCACUGAUGUGGAGCUGCUCUGUGAUCUUCUGGAGGCCAGCAGGAAGAGGAAUGUGUCUGUUCACCUGCUGUUGGAUCACCUCAACCUGAACCUGUUCGUCACCAUGUGGCAGGACCUCAAACUCAGCAGCAAAAGCUUCCCUAAACUUUCAGUACGCAGCGUCGAUGGGCAGACCUACUGUGCCAAGACAGGCAGGAAGCUGAAAGGUCAGAUUGCUGAGAGUUUUAUCAUCGCUGACUGGAUUGAGGUGCUGACUGGCUCCUACAGUUUCUCCUGGCUGUCCUGGCAGGUCCAUCGGAGCUUUGCUGUUCUCGUGAAGGGCAGUGCCGUCGCACCUUUCCAUCAGGAAUUCCACAGGCUCUACUCCAGCUCCAAACCCGUCCCCGGCUUUGUCUCUUUCAUCACCAUGCCUCGUACUCGGACUCUGUACAUCACAUCACAGGCAACCCAAAAAGAUAACACUGGUAUUAGUAAGUCGAAAUCAAGCCAGGCCAAAACAGUGUGCCAAAGGACUUGGACUGAAGAUGCUCAAAAGGCUCAGACAAAAGCAAAAAUGCCAGUUUUAACCAGGCCACAGAGCCCAGAAUUUGAGUGCAGCAUAGGUGAAAACCAGCGUCUACACAGAGCAGGAUCAGGUACACAAUCGCACACAAAACCUCCUCCGCUGUACCCAAAACUUUUGGUUCAACCGGGAACGCUGGCGAGUGCACCUGUGGAAAAGCCAACGCGUUCACCGAUCGGGGCCUCUGCGCAGUGUGAUGCAAAAACACCCGUGGAAUCUCUGGAGAAGAAUCAAAACCAGAUCCAGAGUCAUUCAAAAACUCUUGGUCAGACCCACAUCUCAUGUAGUCAGCCUCAGUUUUCUGGCCUUACCAUCACCACCACAGCUGAAGUGAAUGCAAAGGUUCAAGAGUCAGACCCUCUACACACUGCAAGCCCCACACACGGACAGCAUAGGACUCUCUGUUAUCAUUCUACUUUGAAGAAGAAUUCAAAUCUUGAUUACGACGGUCUUGGCACUGAAGGACUUUUCUUUCAGCAAAGAGAUAGACACAGGCUGACAAAUCCUUCAUGGACUACUGUAGGUCUCAACACACACAGAGGACAAUGGAACUACUCACUACACUGCAAACUGAAGGUGGAGCUUCAGUCUGAUUAUCCCAAACUACUGUCUCCUUCUACAUCACAGCAAAAACAAGCAAAGACAGGCCUUCAGCUCCCGUUUACCCAUUCAAGAGGACACGCAUCUGGCCUCCAUACCCAAGUGAGCUCUCUAGGAACCAGGAGACUGGAUCAGCCCCAGAGGCAUCACCAAACCUCCCAUCAAUUUUAUGCAAUCACAGAGGCUCCAGGUUCAAAGUUGAUAUCAGCAGUCAUGGGAACUCAGCUCAAGCCUCAGCUCCAGACCGACUCCGAGCUGUUCUCACCAGGUACGAGAGCCCCGCUGCAUCUACAGCCCCACAGCUCCCAGCAGGCGAAGCCCCCUCCGAGGCUAAACUGGAUGCUCCAGGGGCACACUGCAAGACCCAGGCCAGUGGCUUGAACCAGCUCCUCGGACACAGCCUACGGGACGGGACAGACGGCGGGUGGACAGCCAGGCUGGAGGCCAGCUCACAGUAAUAUGAAUAAAUCACUGGGAAGGAGCAAGAGCUUGACUGACAGACACACGGCAGGAUUCAAAGGAGCAGGACUUAAUCCGAACCUAAAAAAGACCUGACAGAAAUAUAUAGACUGUGGAGAUAUUAAACCCUCACACACACACAGGCACACGAUAUAUAAUUAUAUGGGUCAAUGGAACAUUGUAUUCAUCUGUUCAUGUGAAAUAUACAGUAUAUUCCAUUGUGUAGAGCUUGUGAAAUGAAUGGACUUGUGCAUUUUUGUAGCAUUUGGAAGAAAUUACGGGUACAGUUUAGUUAAUAAACUAAAUGUUAUCAUAAAAUGAGAUCUUAAA